This is a messenger RNA of Homo sapiens (human), 9106 nucleotides long. RefSeq names its product zinc finger and BTB domain containing 41 (gene ZBTB41). Bases 700 to 3429 code for a protein of 909 amino acids. NCBI's taxonomy places the organism in Eukaryota, Metazoa, Chordata, Mammalia, Primates, Hominidae. Gene Ontology annotation, cellular component: nucleus. The transcript is spliced from 11 exons. The record is from RefSeq and is a predicted model, not a curated record.
AGGCGCAGGAGCGAGCGCGCCCAGAGUGGAGCUCAGCUGCUGGGAGCCAGCGGGGGAGCCUUGGGUUCCCGGUAAUGGAUCUGUGGGGCGUUUUCCCAGGGAAACUGGGUGGGAAGGGUAGCGGGAUCGCCGACUACAAGCGCAUUCUCCGCCUUGCCCGGGCCUGGGAAAGCUCUUCUGCUUCCUUUAGUCGUCCCUCUGGUUGACCCCACUUCUGCUCUGCGCCCCUCCUGGGGCCGUCUCUCACCGGGUGGCUUUGGCUGAGGGACGCUCUCUAUUCCUGAAGAGCUGUGCCUUGCCCGCCCGAGGAAAGCAUGUUAAUGGAGAGACUCGGAUCUCGCGGCCGCCACGGCCUUAUUGUCACCAUCCCAGCACCCCUAAACCACGACUUCAGCCUCCUCAACCCGCACCGUCAACGAUCUUGGAAGAUCUCUCCCCUUUCUGCCCGGGUAUUUUCACCCUGUUCGUGAAUCAGGCCUGGAAGGUGUGCCUGGGUUCCUUUAAAAUUAUUCUUUUGUUGGCUGCCUUUUCUAAACCCGGCCCUCCUUGUUCUCCGCCCCAAAAUCUUUGCCACGAAUGAGUACCAUGAAACCCUUGGGCACGCCCCUUCAGAAGCUGUUAUCCAAGACAAUCUAGUUUUCCUUUAUAAAUCACUUAAGACACUUAUGAAGUUUCUUGUUCUGAAAUUGCUGUACUGCAAUGAAGAAGAGGAGAAAGGUUACUUCAAAUCUUGAGAAGAUCCAUCUAGGCUAUCAUAAAGAUUCUUCAGAAGGAAAUGUUGCAGUGGAGUGUGACCAAGUGACCUAUACUCAUUCUGCAGGAAGACCAACUCCUGAAGCUCUUCACUGUUACCAGGAACUUCCUCCCUCUCCAGAUCAGAGAAAGCUUUUAAGUUCUUUGCAGUAUAAUAAGAAUUUGCUAAAAUAUUUAAAUGAUGAUAGGCAGAAGCAACCAUCUUUUUGUGAUUUACUUAUCAUAGUGGAAGGAAAAGAAUUUAGUGCACAUAAAGUAGUCGUUGCUGUCGGCAGUAGUUAUUUUCAUGCGUGUUUGAGCAAAAAUCCAAGCACUGAUGUUGUCACCCUGGAUCACGUAACACAUUCAGUUUUUCAGCAUUUGCUUGAAUUUCUUUACACAUCAGAAUUUUUUGUGUACAAAUAUGAAAUACCUCUUGUUUUAGAGGCUGCAAAAUUUUUGGACAUUAUAGAUGCAGUGAAGUUGUUAAAUAACGAAAAUGUUGCCCCUUUUCAUUCAGAGCUAACUGAAAAGUCAUCACCAGAAGAAACACUAAAUGAAUUAACUGGAAGACUAUCAAAUAAUCAUCAGUGCAAAUUCUGUAGUAGACAUUUUUGUUAUAAAAAGUCUUUAGAGAAUCAUUUGGCUAAAACCCAUAGGUCCCUUUUAUUAGGGAAAAAACAUGGGUUAAAAAUGCUGGAGAGAAGUUUCUCCGCAAGAAGAUCAAAAAGGAAUCGGAAGUGCCCUGUUAAGUUUGAUGACACCAGCGAUGAUGAACAGGAAAGUGGUGAUGGGUCAGACAAUUUGAAUCAAGAAAAUUUUGAUAAGGAAAAGUCAGAUAGAAAUGAUUCUGAGGACCCUGGAAGUGAAUAUAAUGCUGAAGAAGAUGAGCUAGAGGAGGAGAUGUCAGAUGAGUACUCUGACAUUGAAGAACAAAGUGAAAAGGAUCAUAAUGAUGCAGAAGAAGAACCUGAGGCUGGUGAUUCUGUAGGAAAUGUUCAUGAGGGGUUAACUCCAGUGGUCAUUCAGAACAGCAACAAAAAAAUAUUGCAGUGUCCUAAAUGUGAUAAAACAUUUGACCGAAUAGGAAAAUAUGAGAGCCACACCCGUGUUCACACAGGUGAGAAGCCCUUUGAGUGUGAUAUUUGUCACCAGCGCUAUUCAACAAAGUCUAACCUAACUGUUCACAGAAAGAAGCACAGUAAUGAAACAGAAUUUCAUAAGAAGGAGCACAAGUGCCCUUAUUGUAAUAAACUUCAUGCAAGCAAGAAGACUUUAGCCAAGCAUGUUAAGAGAUUUCAUCCUGAAAAUGCACAAGAAUUUAUUUCCAUUAAGAAGACUAAGAGUGAAAGUUGGAAAUGUGAUAUUUGUAAGAAAUCUUUUACUCGAAGACCACACUUGGAGGAACAUAUGAUUCUACAUUCUCAAGAUAAACCUUUUAAGUGUACCUAUUGUGAAGAACAUUUUAAAUCACGGUUUGCUCGGUUAAAGCAUCAAGAAAAGUUCCAUCUGGGUCCUUUUCCAUGUGAUAUAUGUGGUCGCCAGUUUAACGACACUGGAAAUUUGAAACGUCAUAUAGAAUGUACUCAUGGUGGAAAGAGAAAAUGGACUUGCUUUAUCUGUGGAAAAUCAGUACGAGAAAGAACUACUUUGAAAGAACAUUUGAGAAUCCACAGUGGAGAAAAGCCUCACCUUUGUAGUAUUUGUGGGCAAAGUUUUCGUCAUGGAAGUUCGUAUAGACUUCACUUACGAGUACAUCAUGAUGAUAAAAGAUAUGAGUGCGAUGAAUGUGGAAAAACAUUUAUCCGUCAUGAUCACCUUACAAAGCACAAAAAAAUACAUUCAGGUGAAAAAGCUCAUCAGUGUGAAGAAUGUGGAAAAUGUUUUGGUCGUAGGGAUCAUCUCACUGUUCAUUACAAAAGCGUACACCUUGGAGAGAAAGUGUGGCAAAAAUAUAAAGCAACAUUUCAUCAAUGUGAUGUUUGUAAGAAAAUUUUUAAAGGCAAAUCAAGUCUGGAAAUGCAUUUUCGAACGCAUUCAGGUGAAAAACCAUACAAGUGUCAAAUUUGCAAUCAGUCUUUUAGAAUUAAGAAAACAUUAACAAAACACCUGGUUAUUCAUUCUGAUGCCCGACCUUUCAACUGUCAGCACUGUAAUGCAACAUUUAAGCGGAAAGACAAGCUGAAAUACCACAUUGACCAUGUUCAUGAAAUAAAAUCUCCUGAUGAUCCUCUCAGUACUUCUGAGGAAAAACUUGUAUCCUUGCCAGUUGAGUACUCAUCUGAUGACAAAAUCUUUCAAACAGAAACAAAACAAUAUAUGGACCAGCCCAAAGUUUAUCAGUCGGAAGCCAAGACGAUGUUACAGAAUGUAUCUGCUGAAGUAUGUGUUCCAGUAACUCUGGUUCCAGUUCAGAUGCCUGACACUCCGAGUGACCUAGUGCGUCAUACUACCACACUCCCACCAUCUUCUCAUGAGAUUCUGUCACCACAGCCACAGUCAACUGAUUAUCCACGAGCAGCGGAUUUAGCUUUUCUGGAAAAAUAUACUCUUACUCCUCAACCUGCAAAUAUAGUUCACCCAGUUCGACCUGAACAAAUGCUAGAUCCUAGAGAACAAUCUUAUCUUGGAACAUUACUGGGCCUUGAUAGCACUACUGGUGUUCAAAAUAUUUCUACGAAUGAGCAUCAUUCAUGAGUAAAUCUAAACAUUCCACAGAUUUUUGGAUGGUUAUAUGCUAAUGGUAGAGAUGAUAGCUUUUAAAUUUGUGGGGCUGCUAUUUUCUUGUUUUCUCUAGUUUCUCAAGUCCUCAGAACAGUUUCAAAUCAAGAAAACUAUGUGUCUCUGUUUACUGAACAUGAAUAUUUGGACAAAAUUUCUGGCAUAAUAUUUGAAGUGCACAUUUUUGUGAUUUUUAAAGAUUAUUUAGUGCUAACUUUUAAUGGUUUCUUAAAUUUUUUGCAAUUAUUAGCUGCUGAUAUUAUGGAAGUAUUUUUUUUAAUCAUCAGUGGAAAUUUUUAUUCUUCUUUAGUCUCAUUCCUCUCCUUCUUCUUCCUAGCCCUUCUUACAAACAAGUUUGAGGACCAUGUAGCCUUUAAGAAGGAAUUAAGAGUACACUGAUAAUUGCAACUGUUUCUUAUCCUAAGAUUCAAUAUUACGUUAUACAAAUUUUUAAAAUUGAAAUUAGGAAUUUGAAUUUACAAGAAUGCCUUGGAUAUUUCUGUGUUGUCUUUCCAUUCAUACAUAAUUUUAGGUUAUCAUUAUCCUUUGGACUUUUGAUAUACUCAAAGCCAGAAAGCUUAACUAAUGUAAGAUUAGCUAUUAUUUGUAGGACUGAAAUAAUAAUCCAGAUAAUUGGUUUUUGCCUAUACUUCAAUUGUUAUGAAUAAGAAAGGCAAACAUAGGUCUGGGCAUUAAAUUAUACAAACUGAAAAUGUGUUACAAGAAAAAUAUGAGAGUUUUAACUAGAUGUUUUUCAAGGUAAGUUCACCUUUUGUACUUUACUAUUUAUUUCAGAAAUGUUGACAAUACAACAUAGCAUAUGUCUUCAUCUCACUAAGAAAAGAGCAGUUGUAACUCAAUGAAAUUUAAUUAAACAUGCUACUUUUGAUUUCAUUUACUUGGCUGAUAGAAACUCUGGGAAACAGAACCUAGAUAUUUUGUGUUCAAUUGUUAGAAAAGGUGCCAAACAGAUUAUGAAAUUUGUGCCUAAUUUAACUUAACAUUGUUUAAUUAAAUGGAACCACUACUUAUAUACAGAUUUACAUGCAAUCCAGAUCUUUAAUUUUGCCUUCACAAAAGCCUAAUGUCUGUAAUUAACCUUUAAUUUUUAUUUCUGUAUGAGACAAAAGUUGAGGACUUGGUGAAAGGAAAUAGCAGUUACAGCAAAACCUCAGUGAUUACAAUUGAGGAAAAAGUCAAAAUUAUAAAAUACCUUUAAAGACAUGCACUUUCCAUAUUUUCAAGUCAAUUUUAACUAAAAACUAAGAUAAUGUUUCCUAGUAGAGUUGCUUGAAGAUUAGACUAGACAGGGUUGAUUUAUUAUUAGCAUGUCAUUUGUACAUAAACUAGUAGAAAAUAGCAGUUUUAAAAGUUUUCUAUUUCAGUUUUGUUUACACUCCUAAUUGCUUUAAGCACUUUUUUUGUGUGUGUAAACUGUAAAGUCUAGCCCAGCCCUUGUGAAAAAAAAAAUCACAAAUAAAACAGUGAAGUUUUAAUGAAUAAAGUUUAAUCAAUUAGUAAUGGCGGAAACUGUCGCUGAAGCACUUAAGAAAUAAAGGUACUUUACAGCAACAUUCGCCAUACUAGCGGAGGUAAAACAAAAGAAAUAUUGAAAACUGAGGCAGUUAACCAAAGUAGCUCAUAUAAAUAAUAAAACCAAUCUGAGUUUAGCCUCAUUUGUCAAGGUUUGGUUGUAAUUGUCUUAAGACUAGUGGACAUACUUACUAUGUUCUCCUUUUUAAAGUAUUCUUAUUUCUUUGUGUGGAAAUGUUAUAUCUGGGGUACUUACAUGAUUGAGGUUGACUAUAUGAGGUACUGUUAGUCUGUUAGUCUUUCAAAUUGACUUUUAAAAAUACAUAUCUUUAUGAUUUUCAUCAUAAAGACUGGCAAUAUUAUAACUAAAAAUCUUACUAUAAUGAAAGAAAUCAUACAUAAAAAUGUAGCCUGCCUUACAUAUAAGCUAAUGUAGAAAAGUUUAGACUUAUAAAAAGGCAGAUAGUAUAUAUAUAUUUAUAUACAUGUAUGUAUAUGGUAUAUUAUACAUUUGGUGGCAGAAAAAGAAGAUACUGCAUUUUCACAUUGAAAAGAAUACUUUGAUUUUUGAAGGUAUUUACUUUAGGGUUCUUUUAAUAAUAAUGUCCGUCCUAAUGCUUUAAAUAUAUGAUUUAAUUGUAGGAAUUGGUUUACACAGAACUUUUUUGGAAUACAUCUCUUAGUAAAGUGAAAUAUAAUAAUAUAAUUGUAUUUAGUUACUAUUGUAGAUAACUUAAACUUGAGUAGUGAUUUACUGUUUUAUAAAAUGCUUUCAUAUAUGUUAUCUCAUUUGAACCUCAUAACCAGCCCUGAAAUAGUAAAAACAAGCUAUAUUCCCACUUUAUAAAGAAUUUGAGGUUAAGAUAAAAGGACUCAUUUAAGCUCACAUGGUCAGUAGGUGGCAGAGCUACUAGUAGGGAAAGAAGAAAGCUAGCAUUAAUGAAUGCUUACUAUGUGCCAGGUACUACAUCCUGUCAUUUAAUCUUAACCUAGUCUGGGAGAUGCGUAAUAUAAUUCUGGUGAAGUAAUAGUUUCAGUGGAUGAUUGAAAACAACAACAACAAAAACAAAAUGAAACUAAUCUGCUGCCUCUAAUUUCCAAAAAUGUAAGAAAUUUUACAAUUGUGAAAACCUCAUGGAUUUGGGCAAACUGAAUGUAUAUAGGCUUUUGACAAAAGUUGGCACAAAAAGUAUAAAAGGAGGCCUAUUCUUUUCAGUUGACCUUUUGUAAUAUUUGAUUUAGAGUAUUUUGGACAAAUGCUCUAUAACUCUAAUCCAUUUAUUUUGUAACUGUACUUAAAAUUUUGAAUCUUGCAACUAAGUUUAGCCUCAUUCAGAAUUUUUUUAUUUUGUGAGCAUAAUUUAUUGUUUUAAAUUAAUUUUUUAGCAGAUAGCAGUUAGCACUUAAUCUGUAAAUUGAAUAAUUUAUCAAGUGCAGGAAUGUGUUAAUCUAAUGGGUUUUGACUUAAAUGCACCAAAGAUUUUUAGUAGGUAUUAAAUAGUUUAAAAGACUUUAAAUUCUUUCUUGCUUGAAUAACUAUUUGUCCAAAGAAGCACAGUUGAAGUCCUAGAAUAAUGGAUUUUUUUAAAAAAAAAAAGUUGUUAGUUUGAAUACUGAGAUUGAUUAUUGUGUUUAUAUGUAUAAAAAUAGGAGCAAAAGAAAAUACUCUGGGAAUAGUCAUACUGACAAACCAAUUAUAAGUGAGAAUACUGUUUUCCUUAGUUUAAUUAAUACAAUGUUAUGUUUUUUAGAGAACACUACUAAAUGCUAAAUAAGCCUAUUUUUUACACUACACUAUCAAAAUAAUUUUUGCCUUCGAAUUUUUUUAAGUCAAGUUGAGGUUAUUUUUGUAAGAAACCCAACCUAUUUUUUUUGCAGCCUAAAAUCCCAUUUAAGGUUAGGGGUUGGUCCUUAUGCCAGCAAGAUUUAACCAACUGUAAAGAUAGUAGUCUUUGCAUACAUUUAAGUAAUUAAGGCAUUUAUUGCUGGGAGAAUAGGAGUAGCAAAAAUAUGGUUUUAAAUUGGUGCUUUAUUAGGUGACUUCCUUUUAGGCGAUGGCAGGUCAUGAAAUAGGUACACUAAUAAUUUUCUAUCAACCUUAAAAAGUGUCAAAGCAUCUUUGUAGGGUGACUCUAAACUGCUAAUUAAGGGUUAAUAAGUAAUUAUCAUUGGUUGCUUUUCAAUAUAAUUGCAAACAAAUUAAAAACACAGUUAAACUAAUAUGUUUAUAAGCUUGAGUUUUCUUCCUACCAUAUCACUCUCAUAUAUCAGUGAUGAAAUGUCAGAUUUUGAGCAGUAGCUCUUUGACAGUGUCCUUUUAUACCCAGUCUUUUCUGCAUUGAAUGCUUUGUGCCUUUUCGAUGUGUUGUAGUUGCUUAGAGUUGAUUCUGCUGGCUAGAUUGUACUGAUUAAUAGAUUUUUAUUUUUAUUUUUUUUUGGUUAUGGGUGUUAUGAUUGUGUUGCCUGCUGGUUGGGCAACUUUUUUUUUUUAGGUUGCUUUAUGUUUAUAUAGGCAAAUUGGCACUAAGUGUUAGUGUGAAUAUUUGUUUUUAUGAUUUAUAUAUCAUUUUAAAAAUCUCUGUUGUGGCCUUUAUAGUUACUGUGAAGCCACUCUUGGGCCUGUCUCUAUAUGCUUAUUAGAGGAAUCUGACAAGUAAAAUAAAAUGAGUAGUGUGUCUGCAUCUGUGUCUCUGUUUCUCUGUCUUUUAAAUAACCAGUAACCAUAACUACACAGCCCUGCACUGAAUGACCUUAUUUCAGUUUGCCUAAAACUGAACAAGAGGUGAUGGUUUGAGAUGAGUUUCUCAUUAGGAGCAGCAACAUCCCAACCAAUAUAUAAUGAGUUGAUCAACUCAGGAAAAAUUAGGACUUUAAAGAAGGUUGUAUUUGGAUAUUCUAAGAUUCAGUGCCAAAUUUAAAAUGCCUAGAAAUGUAUUCUACAAGUAGCAUUUCUAAAACUUUAAGUAGUGUUAUAGUAAAUGCUACUUGCUGUUAGAGUGAAUAAUGGAUAAUGUGAGAAUAAUUUUCUAAACGACUUCUAGAAACUAGACAGUUCUUCCUUAUAUCCUACCCUUUUCCACAUUUCUCUAAUGUGGGGUUUUUUGUUUGUUUGUUUGUUUUGAGGGUAGAGGGAAUCCCCUCCUUAUUUCCUCUAAAAUUGUUUUUACUUAAGAUACCUUUUCCCUAUAAUCUUAGCAUGCUUUCUGCUCUUUCUCUUUGGAAGUAGCAUUAAUAAGAUAGAUGUAAUAGGAUUAAGAUGUGUGGAAGAUGAGAAAAAGAAGGUUUUUGUAGAGAGAGUGCUUAUGUUUUGUUUACUCAUGUUUCAACUUGCUGUGUAUGAUCAUAAAUCUAUGAUCUUGAGAAAAAUCCUAAAACAAUUUAAAUUUAGCCUAUGCAGCCAAUUACAUAAAGAGAAAUUAAGGAUUAUAUUCAGAGGAGAAAUUAAGGAUUAUAUUUAGAGCACAGAGGUUAUACAAAGAAUAUAACCUUGUUUGGUCAAAUUCUUAGGUAAAGAAAAGUAAUCAAUGCUUGCAUUGCUGUUGGAGAUUCUAAAAGAUGUAUUGAAUGAAGAGGAUGUACACAUCUCAUUGUUACUGCGUAUUUUUUUGCUUGGUAUUCCUGCUUGCAUUAAAGCUGGACAAUGUACUGUGAUGUAAUUACAAAAUUUUUAUUCCUUCUAACGAUUGAACUCUUCUUAUCCCUAUUGAUAAAACUGUAUUACAAUUGAUGAGUGUGGCUGCCAGAAAAUAAUACAAAACUGGGCAUUUAGCUGUUCCACAUUGUGUAGUAAAUGUUUUGAUUAUGGGGAUUUACAGUGUAUAUUAAAGUAGAAAUGCUUUUGCACUUGUUUUCAGUCUCAAAUAAUAAUUUUUGUUUUUAAUUAAGGAUACUUUAAAAGCAAUGACAGAAAAAUCUAAAAUAUCAGAAUUAAUUAUUGUGAACUGUGUGUAAAAUAUCUUGUGAGUUUUAUACAUACUUUGGUUGUCUGAUGUUUCCUAAGUAUAAAUGUCUUUAUAGAAAAUUUCAGUUCUCUGUGAAGAGUAGGAAGUGUACUGUAUAUUGAACUAGUUCUUUGUGUUACUUUGAUAUUUAAAAUAAAUAUAAAGUUCUUUGGUCCUAA